AUGCUUCAUAGGAUCUUUGUGAAUCAUCACGCAGUAUCAACAACAACAUCAUCAUAUGUAACAAAGGCAGUAGCUUCAGCAUCAGCAUCGUCAUCAUCAUCAAAGAUAUUUCAUUAUUGUACUUCAACGAGUAAUUCUAAAUCGACAGAUGAAUUGGUCAAACAAUUAGAUGGAGCAAAGAGAUACAAUCUAUUACAAUCAUUGGUGAUUGUUAAGCCGAGAGAACAAUAUCUUCCACACCUUGUACCUCAAAUACGGUUUAAUAUCAGCAAGUGUGGAUGGAAUAUUGCAAAGGCAUCGUCGAUGCCGUUGGCAGAGGGUAACUUGCCUCUUUCCAAGCUGAAAGAGUACAUGGUGCUACCACAAGUUGCAAAGGGACGUGAGGCACCGUACGUGGGUAUGGCCAAGCAAGUGUACCCCAAUGCAGUACACAUUAACAAGCAAUCGGAUAAGCUGUGGGUCGAGACAACAUGCAAUCGUCUCAUUGACCUGUACAAGGCACAUUUAGAGACGGAAGACGCAUUUGUCAGAUGGAGAGUACAUAUUGGAGGUCGUUCAGAACACCAUUUACAAUCAUUGGUUAGUGCUAUCACCAAUAUGGUAUCGACAAGAUGCAAACCAUUACACCAACUAUUUUGUAGUUCACCCACCGAGACUACACCAUACACCAAGGGAGAUGUACUCGUCCAAUUAUUAUUCACAGGCAAGGAUACUGGAUACGUGUCUAUUGCAACACCACCUCUCAUGACAUACUUUCAAAAGACUAUAUCUAGAUUACCUAGUGGUGCUAUCCCAGAGUUCUCGGAUCGACUAAAAGAACGUAUUCUCAAACACCAAGGUACAGUCAAUCAAGGUGGAGGUAAAGAUGGAAUCAUAUCACAGAACCUACCGUCUCGUUCCUAUCUAAAGUUGGCAGAGUUGGCAGAACGGUUCCCAGACUAUUCAAUGGAGUCUCCAGCGGGAGGCGUAGCUAUUGAUUUGGGAGCAUCUCCUGGAGGAUGGUCAUUGUUUGCGUUGGAGCAAGGGUGUCGUGUGGUGUCUAUCGACAAGGCACAAGUAUUUGACAAGAGGCUGGAUAGAUACAAAGAUCGUUCCAUCACGAUACAAGGUGAUGCGUUAGAAUAUGAGCCUCCCAAGGCUGUCGACUGGUUACUGUGCGACAUGAAAGUACCAGCACGAACCAGUAUCGAACUACUCUCCAAAUGGCUCCAACAAGGUUGGUGUGACAGAUUCAUAGUGACACUCAAAUUUGAAGGCACCAUGUUGAUCACUAGCGACAUUGAAAAGCUCAUCAAAGACACUAUCCUACCUCACACUCAAUAUUUUAAUGCUCAUAGUUUAGAUAAUGGUGGAAAAGAAGUUAAUUUAUUUGGUACUAGAAAGAUUAAUAAAGUACUUGGUAUAUUUUAA
Molecule: messenger RNA, 1410 nt
Organism: Cavenderia fasciculata
Lineage: Eukaryota; Evosea; Eumycetozoa; Acytosteliales; Cavenderiaceae
Exons: 1
Coding region: 1-1410 (469 amino acids)
Biological process (GO): methylation
Molecular function (GO): methyltransferase activity
Source: RefSeq, a predicted model, not a curated record